CUCACUGAGGCUUGACAGAGGAGCGCGAGCGGAGGAGGACCGAGCAGCUUAUCUCCCAAACAGCAACACAACCCCAGGCGCAAUGCAGGCCAACGAGAAGGUGUUUGACGGCGGUGUGAUGCCCGAAGCCAAUGGAAAAGAUCCCAACCCGAGCGGGCAGACCGAGGGCCCCAAGUGGCAGAAGCCGCGGCUCACGCGUAAAUCUCUGAUGAAGUGCUGUCUCGUCAAAUGGAUCAUCGCCAGCACGACUCAACAGGGCCCAGAUGAGAGCAACGACGGGGACCUUGAGCUCUCGAUGGUGCGUCACCAACCGGAGGGUCUUGAUCAGCUGCAAGUCCAGACUAAGUUCACCAGGAAGGAACUGCAGUCGCUUUACAGAGGAUUCAAAAAUGAGUGUCCCAGCGGACUCGUGGAUGAAGAAACAUUCAAGACCAUUUACUCACAGUUCUUCCCUCAAGGAGAUGCGACCACAUAUGCACAUUUCUUGUUCAACGCUUUUGACAUGGACAGAAGUGGCUCCAUCCGCUUUGAAGACUUUGUGAUAGGAUUGUCUGUGUUGCUCAGAGGCUCCGUCACAGAGAAACUGCGAUGGGCGUUUAAUCUAUACGACAUCAAUAAGGACGGCUACGUCACUAAGGAGGAGAUGUUGGCAAUAAUGACAUCGAUUUACGACAUGAUGGGCAGGUACACUUUGCCCAGUGUGCGAGACGAUUCCCCCUUUGACCACGUGGAGAAAUUCUUCCAGAAAAUGGAUCGUAACAGAGACGGAGUGGUGACAAUAGAUGAAUUCAUAGAAACCUGCCAAAAGGAUGAAAGUAUAAUGGCUUCAAUGCAGCUCUUUGAAAACGUCAUCUAGUGUCUUUGGGCGGACACGAGUCAGUAAUGCGGCAAAGUGCUUCCAGCUACAAGCCUCCGGGUCUGAAAUAAAUUCAUAAAUCAAUUCACCCUGAAACAGCCAAACACUCGUACUUCUCCAGACAAACUGUUAUGCAGAGAAAUGUGCAGAAUCCACCUAAAUCACCCGAAGCCCUUUUUCUUUGCAUGACAGUUUUCACUUUAUUAUUUGCACAUGAAGCAGAAAGGAUUUGUCAUCGUUGCUGUAUGAGCAUGAGUCUUUGCCCCACCAGUCAAAGCAUGUGAUGCAAACCACGGGGAGUUUUGUUGUUGACCACUUUGAAACUCUGGCGGAAGCUGGAUGAGACUUUGUUACUGUGUCACACUGCAAAGGAAAAUAGUCCCGUUUUUUGUUGUGUUUCUUCAGAUUGAGGUUCGGUUUUUGUCAUGUUGACCCAAAACCUGCUGAAAUAAAUGUAUGCCAUCACUGUCCACUCCAGCAUGCAUCUUCUUUUUUAGAGAAACCAUCUGAAAUGUGAGAGUAGGAUGUGAAUGUGCUAAAUACACAUGUGCAGAGUGUUACUAUUUUUCACUGGGAUAAGAAUACACAUGGCUGGUAUAUUUCAAAAUAAAACCAAACAAGUCUUCAGCGUAUGUUUGCAUCAAAUGUGUUGCAUUACACUUGUAAGAUUGUGUUUCCAUGUCUCUAGUAAUAUGCAGAGUUAGGAUGAACAGAUGAGCAAUUGUAUAAAUUUGUUGUGUGCAGACGAUCCUUCAAAUCCAUGACACACAACGAAAAAAAUUCUUAGUUCUUUGAUUUUGCUCGGGGCUAUUCUUUUCCUGUUUUGACCAGUUUGGUGAAAAUGAACAAUCUUCUCUCUUGUUCCACUUCUCGUUCUAUAUUUACAUCAUCAUCUUGACAUUUCACACAUAAAAAAAAAAAGUUCAGAUUCUUAAAGCCUGGCGGCCGUGUUCAUUUUGUUCUCUGUGCCAAGCGUUGAGUUUUGGAUUCUUGUUCUGAGCGACGGACUUGAAGUCGUUCCUCUCGACCAAAUGUCUUCAACUUGUUGUUGCACAGACAACAAUAACUAAAUCAACCAUAUUUUCUUUUCAAAGCGACAAAAGCAUCAACACUCUCUCAUAGUCUAUCAGUACAUUCAAAUGGGUUUUUUUAAUUGGUUGUGAUCUGUAUUCUGUUUUUAUACAUUCAUACUUAUAGCACAGCAACACCAAUAUAUUUUGUUUUCAUGCAAAGCUGCAGUUUGGCUGCUAAAGAGGAUCCUUGAAUCCUCCCUGUAAGAGCUUCCAUAUAUAUCAAACUAUCCUGGGCAAUAUGGCGAUACAGGUGAUUUAUUUCCAUUUCAACACCGAUAUCACUGCAAAUGAAUGCAAGUGUGUAUAUAUAUCGAUUGUUAAUUGUGCAUUAGAGAGCCAAAAAUGAAUCCUAAAAAUAAAUAUUCUUCG
This is a messenger RNA of Pleuronectes platessa (European plaice), 2298 nucleotides long. Its product is annotated as calsenilin. Gene Ontology annotation, molecular function: RNA polymerase II cis-regulatory region sequence-specific DNA binding; DNA-binding transcription repressor activity, RNA polymerase II-specific; calcium ion binding. Gene Ontology annotation, biological process: regulation of potassium ion transmembrane transport; negative regulation of transcription by RNA polymerase II. The record is from RefSeq and is a predicted model, not a curated record. Lineage: Eukaryota; Metazoa; Chordata; Actinopteri; Pleuronectiformes; Pleuronectidae. The transcript is spliced from 10 exons. Bases 83 to 856 code for a protein of 257 amino acids. Gene Ontology annotation, cellular component: voltage-gated potassium channel complex; nucleus.